AUGGCUGGAUCCAUCACUCUUCGAGGUCUUCUCCUCGCCGCCUUUGCCUCCAAGGCCAUUGCGUCUUGUGCUUACGGAACACUUCUGCAUCCCAGAGCCGAGGAUGGCAGUGUUGAGGUUAACACCUUUGGUUACACUGGACAGAUUGGCCCAACCAACUGGGUUGCUCUCGAUCCAGCAGCCAACGCUGUCUGCUCUACCGGUGUCAACCAAUCCCCCAUCGACAUGGUCCCCGGCGCCAACGCCAUGAUCCCUGCCUCUCAACUUAACCUCGAGAUCCCCGACAUGACCGAAGGAACCGAGUUCGAGAACCUUGGCACCACUGUCGAGGUCAUCGCCGGAAAGGGCAGCAUGCGAUUCGGCAACACCAGCUUCACUCUCCAGCAGUUCCACUUCCACUUGCCCAGCGAGCAUCUCGACGCCGGAAAGAGCAUGGCUAUGGAGAUGCACAUGGUUUGGGAGAGUGAAGAUGCCAAGAUUGCUGUCGUCGGUGUCUUUAUCGAUGUCGAGGAUGGAGCUGGUGGAAGCGCUGGUAACUCGACUGGCGCGGCUGCCAAGGUCAAGAGAGACGGCUUUGUCAAGAUGGUCCGCAAGAGCACAACCGACGGUCAUGACCACGACCAUGCCAACGAGAAGCGACAACUUCCUGCUGUUGGUGGUUCUUUCUUCCACGUCAACGCCCCUGCCACCGCCGCCACUUCCUCCUCCAACCUUUUGGAAACCGUCUUUGGUUCCGUUGGUGAGAUCGCUAAGCCUGGAACUCUUACCAAGACCAAGUCUCUCAACAUGGCCGAGCUUGUCAGCACUCUUGCAGCCGGUUCUUUCCAGACAUAUGAGGGUUCUCUGACCACACCUCCCUGCAGUGAGGGUGUCCGAUGGUUGGUUUCUGACCAGAAGCUUGCCAUCAAGACAUCCACAUUCAACAGCGUGCGCGAUGUCAUUGGCUUCAACUCCAGAUUCCCCCAGGGUGCUCUUGGCGAGCCCAACGCUCUGUCCGGAAUGAUGGCUUAA
Messenger RNA from Fusarium pseudograminearum CS3096, 1011 nucleotides. RefSeq lists its product as uncharacterized. The transcript is spliced from 3 exons. Gene Ontology annotation, molecular function: carbonate dehydratase activity; zinc ion binding. Lineage: Eukaryota; Fungi; Ascomycota; Sordariomycetes; Hypocreales; Nectriaceae. The coding region runs from base 1 to 1011 and encodes 336 amino acids. The record is from RefSeq and is a predicted model, not a curated record.